UACGGGCAGAGACGUUCCUCUCCAGCAACGUCGAGAUCCAGUUUCCCUUAAGCCGCUCUCGCGCGUUUGUCUGUUCUCGUCGCGUUCGCGUCGUGUCCUACCGAUUAUUUUCUCCUUCCUCCCCCCUCCCCCGUCCGCGCACGAGAUCGUCGACACGGUAGAGAGCCGCGCGGUAUACACACGUACGUGUCGUUGUUGCACCGAGUGUCCUCUGCUUGAAAAAAAGUAAUUGCCCGGUGUCGAGGCCCAGGAUGGCAUUCAACGGAGACGGACCACACUCUAAGAGGCAGCGACUCGAGGAAUCCGGUCACAGGAAUCACGAGUAUGGCGGGUACGGAGACGAGCCACGACGUAAAAGAGAAGACAAUAACAAACCAAAUCACGUUCUCCUCUUCACAAUUAUCAAUCCAGUCUACCCCAUCACUGUGGAAGUGUUACACACGAUCAGUGCACCCAGCGGGCAGGUUCAGCGCAUCGUCAUCUUCAAGAAAAAUGGCGUUCAAGCGAUGGUGGAGUUUGACUCGGUGGAAUCAGCAACCAGGGCGAAGGAAACACUUCACGGGGCAGAUAUAUAUUCUGGUUGCUGCACAUUGAAGAUCGACUUCGCGAAGCCUACAAAACUGAACGUUUACAAAAAUGACGCAGAGAGCUGGGACUACACGACGCCAACGUUGGGAUCAAGUGCACACAAAAACGACGCAACCGGAAAUGGAAGACCGGCACCCCUGUUGGCAGAACCGAGAUACGGCGCCGCACCCCAACCGUACGGAUCCACGCCACAGGUAACUUUUCCCCCGGGUGCUGGCCACGAUCGUUACGAGGAGAAUUUCAAUGGGCCAGCAACGUAUGCGGAGCCAUACGUCGAGCGUUAUGGUAUUAAGAGUGAUUUUAGCGGUCGAGAGCCUUUGCAUCCCACACCACCUCGGCCUAAUUACGUACCCACCUUGGGACAAACACCACCUUCCAGUACACAGGGCUCUGUGAUGAUGGUUUACGGGUUACAGCCGGACAAAGUCAACACCGAUAAACUGUUCAACUUGUUCUGCCUCUAUGGGAAUGUUACGAAGGUGAAGUUCUUGAAGACGAAAGAGGGAUGCGCGAUGAUACAGAUGGGAGACAGCAUAGCCGUAGAACGGUGUUUACAGAAUCUGAACAACGUGACGAUCGGAACAGACGGCAGGUUGCAGCUCGGUUUCUCGAAACAGGCUUUCCUCUCGGACGUCACCAACCCCUACAUUCUGCCCGAUAAGACAGCAAGCUUCAAGGAUUUCACGGGAAGCAAGAAUAACAGGUUCCUAAAUCCAGCAAUGGCCAAUAAGAAUAGAAUACAACCACCCUCGAAGAUCGUCCACUUUUUCAACACACCCCCAGAUUUAACCGAAGAAACCGUACACCGUGUGUUCGUCGAACGCGGUAUUGAAGCACCCACGACAGUGAAAUUGUUCCCUUUAAAAUCGGAACGAUCGUCGUCCGGCCUUAUCGAAUUCAGCAGCGUCGGUAUCGCGGUAGCCGCCAUCAUGGAAUGCAAUCACACAGCGCUGGAAAACAGCAAUGGCAAGUUCCCAUACAUAAUGAAGCUGUGUUUCUCUUCAUCCCGCACCAUACCCACGAGUUUCCCGCCCAGCAGCGGCAGCACGUCAAGCAAUUCCGCCGGUAAUGGCCACGUCAAAAUGCAGCAGGACUCGGAAUAGAACGGCGAGGUCCAGGGCCAGCAGCGUCAGCGUCAGCGCCAGCGUCCCUCUCUCGCCCUGCACCCGUUGUGUGCC
Messenger RNA from Megachile rotundata (alfalfa leafcutting bee), 1766 nucleotides. It is a transcript of the gene sm, whose product is annotated as heterogeneous nuclear ribonucleoprotein L. The record is from RefSeq and is a predicted model, not a curated record. Gene Ontology annotation, cellular component: nucleus. Gene Ontology annotation, biological process: mRNA processing. NCBI's taxonomy places the organism in Eukaryota, Metazoa, Arthropoda, Insecta, Hymenoptera, Megachilidae. Gene Ontology annotation, molecular function: RNA binding.